GAUGCAUUGCCAGUAUCAUGAACGAAACGCAAAUAAUCGGAAACAAGGGUCAAGAGUCUACUAAAGAAGUUCGGUAUCGUGUAUUUACCUCUUUUCAAAAUCGCUGAGACUUUUUCCACAGCGUGACUUAUCGACUUUUCGAUUACUUCCCCAUUUUUCGGAUUUGCAGCUUUCUUUUUAUGCAAUCGAUCGUGCCUUAAUGACGUCGGAGUCCAGCCUGAAGAUUGAGUUAAUAGCCCCAGGACAGAUUCGCCUAUGUCGCCUCGUCCGUAGGAGGUUAGGCCUAUCGAGUACGAUCCAUCGGCAUUUUCUACACUGAUUAUUUGCGCAGAUACGCAGUAUUCAGUUCAGCUGCUCCGGAACUCCCAAGGUUCAACAACAGCUAUGGAUGGCAAGUGGCUCUUCACAUGCCCGCCGCCGAAUCGAAGGAAGUAAUGGUGGUUUGGUACGAUGGUGAAUCUAACAACACCCGUAUUGACUUCAUUGGCGGAAGGGUAAAGCUUUUCCUUUUGGGAGAAAAAGGAAACGGUGUAAGCUACAAAAUAACUCCGGUCACCACCGAAGAAGUACUGAAUAAAAACAUGUGCUUCCAAGUCAACGGUACCGCCGAGGACCCGAUUACUGCCCAGGAUAUUAUGCCUAGUAUGGAAGGAUUUGAAUAUGCAGGAAUGGGAGCCAUCAACCAACACGACGGUGAGAAAUGGAGACGUGAAGUCAGAGUACAAGAAAGAGUAAUGGUCUACACAAUGUGGGUCAAGAGGGAUGAAAACAACAACACCAUUCCAAUUGAAUACGAAAUGGUAGGCAUCAACACAGUAACCAACAGUCACUACGAUCACUACUACAUUCACUACGACAAGUUCUUGGGCAACGAAAUUCCCGAAGGCACUUUCAACGUAUCCCAAUUCGGUUUGAAAUGCGGUCCUUUCACCGGACCAGGUAACCAAAUCGUGCACAACUUCAACCCAUUGGCCGAAUUCGUGGCGCCGGUGAGAACCGACCACGUCGAUUCCAGAUUCGAAGAGUUCGUUCAGACCCACGGAAAGCGCUACGAGAGCACUCACGAGCACAGCCUUCGCAAGGACGCGUUCAGACACAACCUCAGGUUCAUCGAAGCUCACAACAGGAAAGGCGAGGGUUACACAUUGGGCGUCAACCAUCUGGCCGAUUUGACCAACGAUGAAUUAAGAGUGAAAGCGCCGAGGGGACGAUUGGCCAGCAAGGGAUACAACGGCGGUUUGCCUUUCCCUUACGACACCGAGAAUGUGACUGUUCCGAGUCAUAUCGAUUGGAGACUGCUCGGAGCCGUUACUCCUAUUAAAGAUCAAAUGGUGUGCGGAUCAUGCUGGGCGUUCGGAACCAACGGUGCUAUGGAAGGAGCUAUCUUUAUAAAAACUGGAAAACUUAUCAGCCUUUCCGAACAAGCUUUGGUCGAUUGCUCUUGGGGAUACGGUAACAUUGGUUGCGAAGGGGGUGAAGAUUUCAGAGCCUAUCAAUGGAUCAAAAAACACGGAGGUGUUCCUGCCAAUGCAGAAUACACUCACUACAGUGGAGAGAAUGGCUACUGUAUUGCCGAGAACGUCACUAAAAUUGGCCCCAUCACCGGAUGGGUUAAUGUUACUUCCAACAACGAGGCCGCUUUAAAAUUGGCCUUGCUCAAACAUGGUCCCAUUAGCGUAGCUAUUGAUGCUAGUCUAAAAACAUUCAUGUUCUACUCAAGUGGAGUGUACCACGACAAAAAUUGCCGAAACAGGGACGAGGAUUUGGACCACGCUGUCUUGGCAGUUGGAUACGGUACUCUCAAUGGACAAGACUACUGGUUGGUAAAGAACAGUUGGUCUCCGUACUGGGGAAGCGAAGGAUUUGUACUCAUUGCUAGGAAAAACAACAUUUGCGGUGUCACUACAGCAGCCACUUACCCAGUAUUAGCUUAA
This is a messenger RNA of Phyllotreta striolata, 1934 nucleotides long. The record is from the annotation of a GenBank genome assembly. Lineage: Eukaryota; Metazoa; Arthropoda; Insecta; Coleoptera; Chrysomelidae.